AUGGCAUCUCAACCUGAUUUUAUUGUACAAAAGUUAGCAAUUGUGGAACUAAUAGAAGGUGCAGAUAAUUGCAAUUAUACUUGGGCUGGUUUGCAACAAACUGUUCCUUAUAUAUUAGAUUCAGUUGAUAUUAUUACAAUAAGGAAGUUUGCUCAAAAAUUGUGGAGAUAUAUGGAAUUGUAUCAUGAAGGAUUGACAGGAAAAUUAGCUGAGUAUGUCUGUAAGAAAUUUAAAUCACAUAGGCGAAUACCAAAGAAUGAACUAGCUUUAUUCAUUCAAGAAAAUAAUGACAAAGCAUACAAUAAUAAUAAAAGGUCAUAA
Messenger RNA from Cetraspora pellucida, 321 nucleotides. NCBI's taxonomy places the organism in Eukaryota, Fungi, Glomeromycota, Glomeromycetes, Diversisporales, Gigasporaceae. The record is from the annotation of a GenBank genome assembly.